Molecule: messenger RNA, 3357 nt
Organism: Anisakis simplex (herring worm)
Lineage: Eukaryota; Metazoa; Nematoda; Chromadorea; Rhabditida; Anisakidae
Source: the annotation of a GenBank genome assembly
AUGACGCCAGGAGCAUGCAAGGAGGAAACGAAGAUUCCCUAUGACGAGCAAAUUCAAGAAAGUGGAUUCGAUCGAGGCAUACGUGGAUGCUCACUAUUGCUUCUGAUCGCUGCAUUUGUGGUGUGGGUUAUAGCCGAUUCGACUGACUCUCGGAUACGUUUAAGAAGUCUCGUUGGCUUCGCAAUGUACAUUCUUAUUGCCUUCCUACUAUCAGCAAAUCCAGCGAAGGUGAAAUGGCGACCAGUAAUUUGUGCAGUUAUAUUGCAAAUCACUGUUGCGUUUUUGGUACUGAGAUGGCGUACUGGACAUGAAGCAUUUCAGUGGUUCAGUGAACAGGUGGUAACGUUCCUCGAUUAUGGGUUGGUCGGUGCUGCGAGCGCUUACGGAUUUGUUGCUGCUCCACCAAAGAUAUGUGGAAUGGUGUCGGUUUUCAUCUUUAGUGCUAUCCAAAUCUUAAUCUAUUUCGGUGCAAUAGUAAGUGUUCUCUAUUACUUGGGAAUCAUCGAGACCGUUCUAACGCGAGUGGCUUGGUUAAUGCAAAACACUAUUGGUACUACGGCAGCAGAAAGUUUGAACGCAGCCGGUUGCAUAUUCCUCGGACAGGCUGAAUCAGCGGUUCUGAUAGGACCAGCACUCAAGACAAUGACCGAUAGCGAGAUACAUGCGGUGAUGUCGGCUGGUUUUGCGUGCAUUGCUGGCUCGCUCUUCUCAGCAUACAUCUCCUUCGGUGCUUGCCCAACAUACCUCCUUUCUGCAACAGUUAUGGCAGCUUCAAUAUCGUUGGCUCUGUCCAAAUUGAUGUAUCCGGAGGUUCAAAAAUCCAACCAGAAAGAGGUCGGCUCAUUCAAAUUUGCAACCAGAAACACCAGUAGCAUUCUCGAGUGUUUAUGUGAUGGUGCGUGGCAUUCAUCGAAGUUGGUUUGGGCGAUUGCUGCCAAUUUAAUCGUAUACAUUGCACUCCUGGCGUGUCUUAAUACUGUUGUUGCAUUUUUCGGUUCACUCGUUGAUAUGCCAGACCUAACAUUCAAUAAAAUUCUCGGAUAUUGUUUUUUCCCCUUUGCCUACAUGCUGGGAGCAUCAGAUGCAGAGGAUCCUGUGAAAGCCACUGAAGAAACACUAAUGGUAGCUGAGUUGAUUGGAGUGAAGACAGCACUCAAUGAAUUUAUUGCUUAUCAGCAGCUUAGUCAACUGAUCAGCACUGGACAAUUAACCGGUAAACGUGCCAAAAUGAUAGCCACUUACGCCUUAUGCGGAUUUUCGAAUAUCUCAAUGAUUGGAACACAAAUUGGUAUUCUCUCUGCACUCUGCCCUCAACGCAAAUCGUCAUUCUCACGCGUGGCUGUCAGAGCGCUCAUCACAGGAAUAUUGUCAUGUUGUAUGACAGCUUGUGUUGCUGCUACAGCACAAUCCGGGGUCGUCAGCAUAGGUCGCUUUGAAUCACCUUUAGAAUCAAUCCUAUGGUUACAGUACAUCCGAGAAAAAAGUGGAGCACCUAAUUUCAGAGAGCUGCUACUUACGAUGGAUCUUGUGCUUUCAUCUCUUUUCAGAAUAAUCAAAUUAGUGACAGCAGUGACACUGAUAAUUGGGUUCCAUGCUUAUGCUAUCUACACAUUCGUACGUGAUAUCCACCUUUCACUGGCACUUCUCGUUCUGAUGUUAUUAACUUAUUUUGGCUUCUUGUAUUUUUUGGUGAUCAAAAAGUGGCUCAUUCGUAUGCAGCCUAAAUUGGUACCAUUUGCUGAAGUCAUGGGUCACAUUUGGAAUAUUGAUCUGUGCGGCAUUCACAUCGUCAAACUUGGUGCACUAGCAAUUCUUAUUGCUGCAUUCGUGAUAUGGGUGAUAAUCGAUUCCGCUGAUUCGCGAAUUCGUUUACGCAGUCUCCUUGGUUUUAUAAUGUACAUUGUGCUGGGAUUUCUGUUUUCAGCUAAUCCAGCUAAGGAAAAGGGCACACGCAAUCUUCACGGAAUUCUCGAAGACAUCAAGAACAUAGGCUUCAAGUUUCAACCGGAGAAUGCCAUUCAGCCGAGAUCAGAAUGGGCACAAAAUGAUCACAGAUUGAGUUGUACGGUGAAAUGGCGACCGGUGAUAUGUGCAAUAAUAUUGCAGUUCCUUGUUGGAUUCCUUGUUCUGCGUUGGCCGGCUGGACAUGCUGCAUUCAGAUGGUUCAGUGAGCAGGUUGUAACAUUUCUUGACUAUGCCUUGGUGGGUACUGCAAAGACAUACGGAUUCGUUUCGGCGCCUCCCGAGAUUUGCGGACUGGCUUCGGUGUUCAUUUUCAGUAGCUUGCAAAUUAUCAUCUAUUUCGGUGCUAUAGUGAGUGUGCUAUACUAUCUGGGUAUUAUCGAGGCUGUUCUCACAAGAAUCGCCUGGCUUAUGCAAUACACAGUUGGUACCACUGCUGCCGAGAGUCUAAAUGCAGCUGCUUGCAUAUUUCUGGGACAGACUGAAGCAGCUAUUUUGAUAGAACCAGCACUGAAAACAAUGACUGAGAGUGAGAUUCAUGCGGUGAUGACGGCUGGAUUCGCGUGUAUCGCUGGCUCUCUUUUCUCGGUGUAUAUGUCGUUUGGGGCUUGUCCCACGUAUCUGCUUUCCGCAACUGUGAUGUCCGCCGCAGUUUCGUUGGCUGUUUCCAAGCUGAUGUAUCCAGAAAUUCAGGUGUCGAGGCAGAAGGAUAUCGCAUCGUUUAAAUUUGCAGUCAGAGAAUCGGCCAAUGUUCUGCAUUGUAUGUGCGAAGGCGCAUGCCAUUCGUCGAAAUUCGUUUGGGCAAUCGGUGCAAAUUUGAUAGUGUUCAUUGCACUACUCGCCUUGCUCAAUUCAGUUGUGCAAUUUUUUGGCUCUUUGGUUGAUNUUCCAGAUCUUACCUUCAAUAAAAUUCUCGGCUACUGCUUCUUCCCGUUUGCAUUCAUGAUGGGUGCAUCUGAUCAGCCGGAUCCAGCAGUACGUAACACUCAAACGAGCGCAAAUGAUCGCAACGUACGCUCUGUGCGGAUUCUCAAACAUUUCGAUGAUCGGAAGUCAGAUGGGUCAGUCAUUUGUCCAUUUACAAAGCACAAAAAGGAAGCAAACUUCACGCGAUUCUUCGUACUUUCUAAACUUAAAAGCACACUAAUCAAAACGAUCUUAUUUGUUAUAGGUAUUCUAUCAGCGAUGUGUCCUAAAAGGAAGUCAAUUUUCGCGAAAGUUGUCGUGAGAGCACUUAUCGCAGGAAUAUUCUCGUGUUUUAUGACUGCGUGUGUUGCAGGAAUACUCAUCUCAGAACCGAUAUCUUGUCCAACCACUAUUGGCGCCGGCUGUCUGGAUCUUAGUAGAGUUAGAACGUACUGGAAUGAGACGACCUACAAUGAUACGCACAACUGA